AUGAACACAUUCAGAAACAAUCUCAAUGAAGAAAGAGAAAAAAGAAUGAAUAAAAAAAAAUACACAAACCAAAACAACCAUUUUAAUAAUUUAGGAAGAAAUAAUAAAGUAAAUAUUAAGAAUAUUAAAACCUUGUAUAAUAUUUUUUCAUAUGUUGAAAAAGAAAAUACACAAGAAAAUGAUAAUAUUAUAUUAAAUGAAUAUCAAGUUAAUUCACAUAUAAAAGAAUCUUCCAAUAUAAAACAAACAAAAAUUUGUAGCAAAACAAAAUAUAAUUAUGAUCAAAGUUAUAUUGAAAACUAUGAUUUUUAUCAUACAGAUAAUAUAAUAAAAUAUAAUAAUAUGCAAAAUGUUAAUAUGAAAGAAAAUUAUUCAGUGCAUACUUUAUAUAAUCAUCAUACAUAUUUACAUGAUAAUAAAAAUAAUGAGGAUUAUAAUAUUUUUAAUAUACAUUUACAAAAUGAAGAAAUAGAAAAAAACAAAAAAAAAAAAAAAAAUUACACAACACACUGUAAUAUAAAGGACAACUUAUUUAACCUUGAAAAAACAAAUAUACAAAAUAAAAUUAAAGAACAAGAAAAUUUUCAUAAUCUUCUAGAUAUUCAAAACAUAGACGACAACAAAAAAAAAAAUAAUAGUAAUAAUAAUAAUAAUAAUAGUAAUAGUAAUAAUAAUAAUGAUGGUGAUGGCAAAAUAAAUAAUGCAGAAGAUAUUUCUCUUCAAACCCAUACCCAUAAAAAACAAAAAGAAUCAUCUUUUAUUAAUGGAACAAAUGAAAAUUUAAUAAACUGGUCAAAUGAAACUAAUAAUAUAAAAAGUUCCAAUAACACAAAUGAUGUUUAUAACAUUUGUCAUAUUAAUAAUGUUGACAAUGUAAGUACCAAUGAUAAUUUAAAUAAUUCCUUCGAUAUUUUAUUAAACCUUGAUUUUAAUUAUAACGAAAAAAAUAAACAUAUUAAUAAAUAUAACCAUUCUGUAAAUAAUAACACAACAAGUGAAAACUAUACAUAUUCAACAUUCUCAUCUUUAGAAAAAAAAAAUGAACAAGUAGAACAAAUAAAUCAUGAUAUUUUUUCAUUCAAUAUGUUACAAAAUGAAAAAAAUAUAAUGCAACAAAAUGUUAUUCAUCAUCAUGAUCUUCAUAACAGUAAUAAUUAUAAUAAAAUAAAUGAUAAUAAUAUUCAUACAGUUUCUUAUAAUAAUAUUAAUUUAAUAAAUGAAGAUAUAUUUUUUACAAACAAUUGCAAUGAAAUAAAAAAUAUAAUCAAUAAUGAAAAUCAUUCCAUACACACAAAUGAAAAUAUUAAUUCUACAAACCAUUCUGAUAUUAUUAAUUUAUAUACUGAUAAACAUAUUCCUCAUAAACUUACAACUCAAAAUGAAAUGUAUGAUUUACUCAAUUUUGAAAUGAAUGACCAAAAUAUAUGCCAUAAUAAUACAUACACAUAUCAACAUCAUCCAAAUUUAAAGAUUGAAAGGUUUCAAGACAAUGCAUCCAUUUCUUAUGAAAAAGAAAAAGAUAUAAUAUUAACACAAAAGAAAUCAAACCAAAUAAAUUCAGAUAUUCUUCAUUAUAAUUUAAAAGAGUGGGAAGAUAUUUGUAAAGAUAAAAAUUAUACAAAAAGGGAGUAUAUUUUUAAUGUGGAAAUGGAUACUAAAAAUGUAAAUAUGGAUACUAAAAAUGUAAAUAUGGAUAGUCAUAAUGUGGAAAUGGCUAGUCAAAAUGUAGAAAUGGCUAGUCAAAAUGUAGAAAUGGCUAGUCAAAUUGUAGAAAUGGCUAAUCAAAAUGUAGAAAUGGCUAAUCAAAAUGUAGAAAUGGCUAAUCAAAAUGUAGAAAUGGCUAGUCAACAUAUAGAAAUGGCUAAUCAAAAUGUGCAUACUUUUAGUGACAAUUUACAAAUGGACAAACACAACAUUUCCAUAAUUAAUGAUAAUGUUGGAAUUUCUUGUGACAAUGUUCAAUUGCCUAUUCAAAAAAACGAUAGAGUAAAUGAUCAAUUUUAUGAAAAUUGUGAUGAAUUAUUUUAUGAGAAUAUUGAGAAUGUUGACCAAAAUAUAUAUAGGAAAGAUUUUUUUUUUUUCAAUGAUUAUAAUAAUGACCAUGAAAUUUAUUGCGAAAAAUUCUCUCGAAGUAUAUAUGAAAACAGUUUACGUAAUGAAAAAGAGGAGAAAAUAAAAAAUGAUCAAUUAAUAGAAUUAAGUGAUGAUAUAUAUUCAUUAAAAGAAAAUUAUGAAGGAAGUGAUGAAGGUGUUCUUAUACAUAAAAAUAAAAUUAAAAAUGAUCAUGAUCAUGAUGAUGAUACCUUUUCAUUGGAUAUGAAUAAAAACAGUUCUUAUAUUAUUUCAAAAAGUAAUAAUGUGGAAGAGGUGGAGGAAAAAACAAAUUUGUCUUAUGAUAUGAAAGAGUAUUCUAUAUUUGAAAAAAAUGAAAAUUUUUAUGAUGAAAAAAUAGAUGUACCAUAUGAUAUACAAAAUAACAUUUCAUCUGAUUGUGCAAACUUAUAUUCAGAAAACAAUAUAAUGCCCCAAGAAAAAAUAAAUGUCAUAUAUGAUAAUAGGAAUAAUAUAUUUAUGACCGGUCAAUAUAAUAAUAAUAUGAUACAUAAAAAUGAUGAUGAUAUUGGAAUACAUUGUAUGGACUAUUUUAUUGAGAAAAAAAAACAGCCACAAAUAAUAAAUGAUAAUGAAAAUAAUUCUUUUUUUGAAAUAAUUGAAGAAAUAGAAAAUAUUAGUAAAGAUAUCAUAGGAAAUAAUAUUAAUGAUGAAAAUAAUUAUGUAGAUUUUUCUAAAGAUAUUAUGAAUGAAAUUAAAGAGGAUGAUAUAGAAAAGGGCAAUAUUAGUGAUCAUUUUAAAGAUCUUGAAAAUGAACAGAUUGAAAAUAUACAAAUGAAUAGUAAUACAAUAAUAAAUAAUAAUAUUAUAACAAGUGAUAUUAUGGAUACUAAAAAGGAUACUGUAAAUAUGUACAAUAAAAAUAAAAAGAUGGAUGACCAAAAUGAUGAUCAAAUUAAUAAUCCAGUGGAUGAUCAAAAUGAUGAUCGAAUUAAUAAUCCAGUGGAUGACCAAAAUGAUGAUCGAAUUAAUAAUCCAGUGGAUGAUCAAAAUGAUGAUCGAAUUAAUAAUCCAGUGGAUUAUCAAAAUGAUGAUCGAACUAAUAAUCUAGUAGAUGAUAAAACGAAUGAUCAAAUGGAUGAACAGAUGGAACAUGUACAAUGUGUGGACUUUACAACAGACAAUAUUCAAAAUGUGUACACCCAUAUAAGCAAAAACAAAAAAGAAAAUAAUUAUAACAUGUUAAAUUAUUUCGAAAUAGAAAAUAAAAAAAGAAAAAUGAAAAAUGAAAAGCAAAAGGAACCAUUUAAUUUGUCUAUUGCAUAUGUUACUUCUAAUGAAUAUGACUUAAAAUGUUAUGAUGAUAUUUACAAUAUUUUAAUGAGAAAAAAUUAUUUAGAUAUCUUUCCUAUUUUUGAAGAAAAUAAAAAAUAUAACUUUCAUUAUAUGAACAUUAAAGAUUUCCAAAUAUUUUUAAGAAAAGAAAAAAAUAUUAUGAAAAGUGGUUUUAAUGAAAUGUACGAUUAUAAUGAUUAUAUACAUUUUUUCAUUGAAGAUAUUUUUCAUAUGAAUAUCAAAGACUUUUUCUUUUUUAAUAUAUAUAUAGAUAAUAUGAAUAAAUGUAUUACGAAAAAGAAUAUUUUAAUUAAUAAUAUUAGCAAUUCACAUAAUUUCAUUAACGAUUUUUAUCAAAAACAUGAGAAGGUACUUACAUUAGAUAUCUUUUAUAAAAAUAUAAGUUAUUCACUUUACUUUCUUAUUUUUAUAAAUUUAUUAACACAAUUAUGGGAAAAGUUAUCAUUCGAUAUAAAACAAAUAAACCCUAAUAAAUUAUUAAAAUCUUUAAUUAAAUAUGUAAAUAAGAAAAAAAUAGUUCAAGUGCUAAAAUGUACUUAUUUAUAUCUUUAUAACAUAUAUGAACAGUUAAAUAAAACAUGUAUUGAUGAAAAGAAAAAGAAAAAAAUUAUUAAAAUUAUUAAAAAAAGUAAAAGCUUUAAAUCAAUUAAAAAAAAUAUAUACAAAAUUAAUAACUCCUGUUUUCAUUUGCUACUAUUUUUCUUGCCACUUUCGGUUCCUCCAUUUAAGAACAAAAUUAAUAUUUAUGAACACCUUUUAACCUAUUUUCUUAAAAAUAUUAAUAAAAUGAUUUUCAAAUAUAUAAAGGAUGAUAAAAAAGGUUCCUUUUUUACUAAUUUUGAAAUGCAUGAUUUGAAGAAGAAUAACCAUCAUCAUCACAAUAAUAUUGAAAAGAAAAAUUAUACUCAUGAUACAAAAAAGGGAGUUGAACAAAAUAAUAAAAAUGUUCAAAAUAAUAUUUAUUAUAAUGCUAAAAAUAUGGGAAAUUAUAAUGGAAUAGAAAAAUUUUGUACACGUCAAGACAAUGACCAGAAUAUAUGUACAGGUCAGGUAAAUGUACAAAAAAUAUGUACAAGUCAGGUAAAUGCACAAAAGGUAUGUACAGAUCAUGAAGAUGAAAAUUUAAAUUUAAGUAUUGAGGAAGAAGAUAUAAGUAAUUUUUCUGUGAAAAUUUCAAAUAGAGAUCCUAUAGAAAAAGUAGAAGAUUUAAGUAAAGAAAAGAAUGUAGAAUAUGAAACUUUAUUAACAAAUGAAGAGGAAAUAAAAUGUAUAGAAGAAAAGACAGGUACGUUCUUUAUAAAUAAUAGUAUUGAAAAAGAAUUAGAUAGAAAUAUGAAAUAUAUAGUUGAUAAUAUUAUACAAAAUAGUAGUAAGAAUAUAUGUUUAUUAAAAAUAAAGAGUUUAGAAGAAUUAUUUCUGUAUUGUUUUGAGAUUAAUAAAAAUGAUUAUAUGUCUAUUAAUAAUUUAACGAAUGCGAUAAGGUAUAUAAAAGUUAAUGAUAAAAUAGAAAUAAUGGAGAAAUUAUUUGAAUCAUAUAUAAAAAGAAAUAUCAAUUUUUAUAAUAUAUUUUUUAAAAUUAUAAUUCCCCUUGUGAAUAGAAUAACAAAUAUAUUUGAAAACUUGGAAACCUUAUUUACGUUAUAUAUAAAUUAUAAUAUUAACAAGAAAAAAAAAAAAUUAUUUUAUUUUUACGACCCAUGGUUAUAUGGUUAUGAUGCCUUUUUAUCAUUCAUACAAUUGGAGGAUAUAAAAAAUGUGGGUGAAAAUAAUAAGGAUUUAUUUUAUAAAAAAAAAAAAUAUAUAUAUAUAAAUGAAAGAAAAGAAUAUAAUAAAGAUGAAAGUAUACAAAAUGUGGAAAACGAUUUAUAUUUAGAUGAUAUGGUAAUAGAAAAUAUAGAUGACUUUUUAAUAUACUUUAGAGACCUUGAUAAAAAUUUUAUUUCAAAAAACAUAUUUGAUACUCUUGAUAAUAUAUAUAGUAUAAAAAAUACUAGCCAUUUACUUUCUAUUAUUAAGAACAAACAAGCAAAAAGGAAAAGUAAAAUAAAUACAAAAGAAAAAGAAAAAAUAAAAGAAAAAAUAAAAAGGAGACAAAAAAUAAACCAAGGAAUGAAUAAAUUAAAUAUGAGAAUAUAUUAUUCUCAUAUCUUAAAUUUGUGUAAUAAUGAAAGUUAUAUAAAAAUAAAUACAAGAGCAUUAAAAUAUUUAUUCUUUAAUUUGUAUUUCAAUUAA
Molecule: messenger RNA, 5640 nt
Organism: Plasmodium gaboni
Lineage: Eukaryota; Apicomplexa; Aconoidasida; Haemosporida; Plasmodiidae
Exons: 1
Coding region: 1-5640 (1879 amino acids)
Source: RefSeq, a predicted model, not a curated record